This is a messenger RNA of Pediculus humanus corporis (human body louse), 1629 nucleotides long. Its product is annotated as Nonspecific lipid-transfer protein, putative. The transcript is spliced from 8 exons. Lineage: Eukaryota; Metazoa; Arthropoda; Insecta; Psocodea; Pediculidae. Gene Ontology annotation, molecular function: acyltransferase activity, transferring groups other than amino-acyl groups. Bases 1 to 1629 code for a protein of 542 amino acids. The record is from RefSeq and is a predicted model, not a curated record.
AUGACUCGUAGAAGGGUUUACGUUGUUGGAGUUGGAAUGACUAAAUUUGAAAAACCAGGGAGAAGAUCAAACUUUGAUUAUCCUGAUAUGACGGCUGAAGCAGUUGGUAAAGCAUUGAAAGAUGCCAAUUUGCAAAUAAGAGACGUGGAAGCAGCUUGUGUCGGUUAUGUUUAUGGAGAUUCUACGUGUGGACAAAGAGCGAUUUACGAAAUCGGAAUGACUGGAAUACCUAUAUUUAAUGUUAAUAAUAAUUGUUCUACAGGAUCAAGUGCAUUAAUGUUAGCCAAAUUACACGUCGAAGCUGGGAGUGACUGCGUAUUAGCUUUAGGUUUUGAAAAAAUGGAAAGAGGCUCUCUAACGUCUAAGUUCAACGACAGAACAAAUCCGAUGGAAAAACAUGUUGAAAAAAUGGCGACGCAUUUUGGUUUUGAACCGACUGCACCUGUAACGGCUCAAAUGUUCGGUUAUGCCGGAAGGGAGCACAUGCAAAAAUAUGGUACAAAACCAGAGCAUUUUGCUAAAAUCGCUGAAAAAAAUCACAGGCAUUCCGCUAAUAAUCCAAAUUCACAAUUUCAAGACAUUUACUCAUUAGAACAAAUUUUACAAUCGCCUAAAAUCUUUGAUCCAUUGACCAAACUUCAAUGUUGUCCAACGUCGGAUGGUGCGGCUGCCGCCAUAGUUUGCAGUGAAAAUUUUGUUGUCAGACACGGCCUAUUCGAACAAGCAAUUGAAAUUUUAGGAAUGGAAAUGGUGACAGAUUUUCCAUCAUCUUUUGCCGGGAGCGCUAUGAGUUUGGUGGGCUACGACAUGACGAAAGCUGCCGCCGACAGGCUCUAUGCCAAAACGGGUAUAAAACCAAGCGAUGUUCACGUUGUCGAAUUGCACGAUUGCUUUUCUGCUAACGAACUUAUAACUUAUGAAGCUUUGGGACUUUGUGGUCCCGGUGAAGCUGGAAAAUUUAUAGAUUCUAAACAAAACACUUACGGAGGCAGAUGCGUAGUCAAUCCGAGUGGGGGUUUAAUAUCUAAAGGACAUCCUCUCGGAGCUACCGGUUUAGCACAAUGCACGGAAUUAUGUUUGCAAUUGAGGGGACUUGCAGAAAAAAGACAAGUGCCCGAUGCGAGAAUAGCCCUUCAACAUAAUAUAGGAUUGGGAGGAGCGUCAAUCGUUGCUCUUUACAGAAAAGGCUUCACGACUAGAAAUUCCGGAAUCGUUAGAAAUAACGUGGCUGCAUCGGCGAGUGCUCGUCCCGAAGAUUUCAAAGCGAAUAAAUUAUUUUUAGCCUUAGAAAAAGCUAUGAAAGAGGAUAGCGAUAAUUUAAUAGAAAAAGUUAGGGGAAUAUUUGCAAUAAAAGUGAAAAAUGGUGCCGGUGGUAAAGAUGGAUACUGGGUAAUAAAUGCCAAAACUGGAAAAGGAAGCGUUGAAUUUAAUGGAAAAUCCAAACCCGACGUCACAUUUUUAAUAGACGAUAAUGAUGUGACCGAUUUAUUGACCGGAAAAUUGAAUCCGCAAAAAGCAUUUUUCCAAGGUAAGGUUAAAAUUCAAGGAAAUAUGGGAUUGGCAAUGAAACUUCAAGAACUUCAACGUCUAGCAAGUGGUCGAAUCGAAGAAAUACGAUCAAAAUUAUAA